AUGGACAGCGCUAUAAACAUGAAAGAGAGGAGUGAUGCAAGAAAGAUGAAGACAGACAAAGAACACACCGAAAACAUUGGCCUUCCCCUGAAUCUGCUUGAAAAGCAUGACCCUUGGCCAGCCUAUGUCACAUACACCUCCCCUGUGGUGAAAAGACUCAUUGAGAAAAACAGAGCUCGAGAGCUGGAAUGCAUGCAGACCAUCGAGGAAGGCCGGCGGGGGUCAAGGCACACCAAGUCUUCCAGCGUCAUUCAACUGAAACGGCGGAAGCCCCACAAAUCCUCCAGCGAGGUUGUGUUGAAGGACGCGCUGUCAGAGACCACGUUAUCGGUUUGGGGCACUUGCUCUGUAAUGGCCAUGGCCCCCACUGCUCUCCCAGAACCCACACGCUUUGUUACAGAUUCCAGAGACUGUCCCACCACCAACUAUAACAAGAUCAUCUUCUCCCGAAAGCCCAUGAUGAGGAUGGUCCCCUACAGCUCACUACUGGCCAGCAAAGAGAGACAUCCCAGUGUUUAG
This is a messenger RNA of Loxodonta africana (African savanna elephant), 519 nucleotides long. It is a transcript of the gene CDRT4, whose product is annotated as CMT1A duplicated region transcript 4. The transcript is spliced from 2 exons. NCBI's taxonomy places the organism in Eukaryota, Metazoa, Chordata, Mammalia, Proboscidea, Elephantidae. The record is from RefSeq and is a predicted model, not a curated record. Bases 1 to 519 code for a protein of 172 amino acids.